Molecule: messenger RNA, 1161 nt
Organism: Eutrema salsugineum
Lineage: Eukaryota; Viridiplantae; Streptophyta; Magnoliopsida; Brassicales; Brassicaceae
Product: nuclear transcription factor Y subunit C-9
Exons: 3
Coding region: 223-927 (234 amino acids)
Biological process (GO): regulation of DNA-templated transcription
Cellular component (GO): nucleus
Molecular function (GO): DNA-binding transcription activator activity, RNA polymerase II-specific; DNA binding; protein heterodimerization activity
Source: RefSeq, a predicted model, not a curated record
CCAUCUUUAAAAGCUUCCACUGACUCCCUUUGUCUUCUAUUUCCUCAUUGUUAAAGUCGACAAAGGGGAAAAGCAAAAACCCUAAUAAAUCACACCAAAUUAAGAUAAAACCAGAUCUUUAAAACUCUCUUCCCACCAAGAGGAUCAACUACUGUCUUCCUCAAAUCCAACUCUUCUUCCACAUCAACUUCAGAUUCUUCUUGCAAAACCAACUCAAAGAGAAUGGAUCAGCAAGAGCAUGGACAGUCCGGAGCCGUGAACUACGGCACAAACCCAUACCAAACCAACCCGAUGACCACCACCGUAGCCGGGAGUGUGGGCCCAGCGGCACCACCAGGCCAGCUAGCGUUCCACCAGAUCCAUCAGCAGCAGCAGCAGCAACAGCUGGCACAGCAGCUUCAAGCAUUCUGGGAGAAUCAAUUCAAAGAGAUCGAGAAAACAACCGAUUUCAAGAACCACAGUCUUCCUCUCGCGAGGAUCAAGAAGAUCAUGAAAGCAGAUGAAGACGUCCGUAUGAUCUCUGCAGAGGCGCCUGUUGUGUUUGCAAGGGCCUGUGAGAUGUUCAUACUGGAGCUGACACUAAGGUCGUGGAACCACACGGAGGAGAACAAGAGGAGGACGCUGCAGAAGAACGAUAUAGCUGCUGCGGUUACUAGAACCGAUAUCUUUGAUUUUCUUGUGGACAUUGUUCCACGAGAGGAUCUUCGAGACGAGGUCUUGGGAAGUAUUCCGAGAGGGACUGUCCCGGAGGCUGCUGCUGCUGCUGGUUACCCGUAUGGAUACUUGCCUCCAGGAACAGCUCCUAUAGGUAACCCGGGAAUGGUUAUGGGUAACCCGGGUGGUGGUGGUGCAUACCCGCCUAAUCCUUACAUGGGUCAACCCAUGUGGCAGCAGCAGGGACCUGACCAACCUGACUCGGAAAAUUAGCUUUGGCUAAGAAACUAGUUUCUAGUCAGAAAGGAGGAGACUUUAGAGAAGAAAAGGAAAAGAACAUAUCAGAUUUUCAUAUCCGUGUUGUAGGAAGAAUGUUGAGUGUUUAUGUCUAUUCGAUCCUUUCUUUAAAGGAUAAAUUUAGGGAUGAACAUGAAGAAUGUAUAAACAAAAUGUAAGGAACAGGUGUGCUUGACAAGGUUUUUAUUUGAAUGUUUAUUGUCUUUUCUC